UGCGCACCACACACGUGCUCAACGUUGUCGUUGAAAGGGUGAACUGUAAAUGCCAGACACUCAAGUGGCGCGGAAUUUGUUGGCUCGGUCCUGUUUGUAUCUCAGAAUUGUCACUUUCUGUACCGUUUUGUCAGCGGUAACAAAUAAUUGUAUGCAGCAAUGGCGAGUGGGGAAAUUGCUCUGUUGAGUGUGUCCAACAAGACAGGUCUGGUGGACUUUGCAAAUCGUUUACAGGCCAUCGGCCUUCAGCUUGUGGCCUCUGGUGGGACGGCCAAGGCCAUCAAAGAGGCCGGUAUUGCUGUCAGCGAUGUUGCCUCGGUAACGGGAGCACCAGAGAUGUUGGGUGGGCGUGUCAAGACGCUGCAUCCCGCUGUGCAUGCUGGUAGGGAUUGGCAUAGCUGUCAUGGUGUCAUUCCACCCCGCAGACAAAAAUUAGUUGAUUAUUUAUUAUGGAAGGAUUUCCCAGUGUCUAGAAAGAAUAUGGAAUCCCAAUGCGCCUUCAUUGCUUGUGUUGUGUUUAGUGGCGUAACUCUGCUGCGAGCUGCCGCCAAGAAUCAUGCCAGGGUCACAGUGGUGUGCGACCCCGGCGACUACAACAGCGUUCUGGCUGAGAUUGAAGCCAGCGUGGACAAGGACACCAAGCUGGAAACCAGGCAGAAGCUAGCCGUCAAGGCAUUUACUCACACUGCCUUGUACGACGCGGCCAUCUCGGAUUUCUUCCGCCAGCAGUACUGCGGCGGCGGCGCGGCGCAGCUGGGGCUCCGCUAUGGCACCAACCCCCACCAGAAGCCCGCCCAGCUGUUCACCACCCGCACCGAGCUGCCCCUGAAGGUGCUGAACGGGUCGCCGGGGUUCAUCAACCUCUGCGACGCCCUCAACGCCUGGCAGCUGGUCAAGGAGUUGCGGACCGCCCUCGGGAUACCGGCGGCCACCUCCUUCAAGCACGUCAGCCCGGCAGGUGCUGCCGUCGGCGUGGAGUUGAGUCCCGAGCAGGCCAAGCUCUGCAUGGUGGAUGAUCUGAUGCCCCUGACACCGUUGGCAACAGCCUAUGCUAGGGCCAGGGGUGCUGACCGCAUGUCAUCUUUUGGAGACUUUGUGGCUUUGUCUGAUGUCUGCGAUGUCCCCACAGCCAAGAUUCUGUCCAGAGAGAUGGAUCCCAAUUACGAGCCAGAUGACAUGGAGACGCGUACCCUCUUUGGCCUACAGCUACAGCAGCUGCGCAAUAAUGCCGUCGUCACCAAGAAACUUUUUGAAAACGUGGUGACCAAGCGACGGGAGUUGCCUGAAGGGGGCUUGCGUGAUCUGAUUGUGGCCACCAUUGCUGUCAAGUACACCCAGUCCAACUCGGUGUGCUACGCUCUGGACGGUCAAGUGAUCGGGAGCGGGGCGGGCCAGCAAUCGCGCAUCCACUGCACCCGACUGGCCGGCGAUAAGGCCAACAACUGGUGGCUACGUCAGCAUCCCAAAGUUCUGGGUCUUUCCUUCAAGGAAGGCGUCAAGAGAGCCGAGAGGUCCAACAUCAUCGAUGUCUACGUCAACGGGACAGUUAGUCAGGACAUGGAUAAAGACACAUGGGAAGGCUCUCUGCAGACCGUCCCUGAACAGCUGACUGAAGCGGAGCGCAAGGACUGGCUGGCCAAACUGAAGGGAGUGGCCCUCAGCUCGGAUGCCUUCUUCCCCUUCCGUGACAACAUCGAUCGUGCUCAUCAGAGUGGGGUAGAGUUUAUCGCCAGUCCGGCCGGAGCUGUGCAAGACCAGGCCAUCAUACAGGCUUGCGAUGAGCACGGCAUAGCUCUGGCUCACACCAAUGUCCGCCUGUUCCACCACUAGAAGAAACGGAUGGCACCGUGGGCUGACGGUAGUCAUCUUAUCCCAUGAAGCAGGGUCGUUGUAACAAUGCAAGAUGAUCGACAAAUACUAGCGCGCAGGAGAGUCAGAUUACAGACUGUUAUCAUGGCAUGUACAUGUCUCAGCCUUGUAUUUAAGUAUGGUUGUAGGUGUGGCUACAUGCACAUGUAGUUGGAGGUAUUUGUAAUGAAUUGAGUAAUUAAUCUUUUAAAUUAUAAUUGCGUAUCAAUGUAAGCAUUAUAUUGUUUUGUUCUAAAUAAAUGGUAGUCACGUAACAGUGUAAAAAAAAGGCCAAGAAGCUAAGCUGACCAGCAGAUUUUGUUCUAGUGAAAUAAAAUGCAUUGGCUUAUAUGCAUACCCAAGCCUUGUGCACAUUUUAGGUACACACAUAGCCUGUGCUUGCCCUCUUAAGGGCAUGUUCUUGAUUGUUGCAGAUGGGAAAUGUGAGUGUGACCUUUUUGACACUUCUUUCUGUCACAAUCCUGUGAAUUACUCUCAGUGGAAUGCAUUUCAUCUUUUGGGAUUUUUUUUUUUCAAAAGUUGAGGGCUGCAAAGUGACAGGGACUGGGCUGUACCGUCCUGAAUCUGGCUACAAUUUUUCAAAUGGCAAGCUGUCAGAUUGGAGCAAACUUACGAUUUACACUUGCCUGUGGAAAGAAAACUCGUUAUCCCAGACGAUGAAAGGAUUGAAACACAUGCAUUUUAAUACUGAAAUCUUAGUAAAUUUGAAAUAUUGUCUGGAUUUAUCCUUGCCUGCAGUAGAAGUAACUUAGACAAGUUUAUUAUCAGUGUUUUCAUGUUAUGGAGAUGGCAACUCCGACCAGACAAAUUUUUUUUUUAAUUGUUGCAUGAAAUGCGGUGAGUCAAAAGUCUAUCCAGAGGACAUCUAUUUUCAUUCCAAGAUAAGUGCAUGUUGCCAGCAAGACAGUUUUCCUGUUCAGUCAAACUGAUCAGUCUUUUUAGUUUGUAUUUCACAAGUGGAAAUCAGCGAUGUUAAAUACGAAUAUGUUACUGUUUAUGUAGAUUAAGAGACAAUAGAGGCUUUGCACAGAGGCCAUCUUGCAGGGCAUUUCUUUUGUUCCACUGGGAAACCAUCUUUGCACAUGUGAGUGAAACAAAAGCACUGGCCUGCAAGAUGGCAGCCAUGCAAACCCUCUAUUCAUUCCAAAAGCGGAGUUCAGGAGUCACUGUUUUUGUAUUCACUUCUCGGGAGGUUUCACCUUAAUUGCUUUACUGUUCAAAUUCCUUUGAAAUAGUUGCUUCUCUGAUGAAAGGGAUGGAUAUCCAGCAGUCUGUUGGUGUUUAAUAUGUCAGGUUUUUGUGGUGUUAGCAAACAGGAAUUUGUGCAUUGUUUUCAUUGGUUUCAGAAUGCUUCACACUUGUUUGAUGUUGGAGACAGAACUUGCAGGGUUUGCACAAAAAUAGUUUGGACCUGGACAUUUCCCAGGUGUACUUCUAAAGUAUGUGAUCUGGGGCCAAUUUCAUAGAGCUGCUUAAGCGCAAAAUUAGCUUAAGCACAAAAAACCUUGCUUAAAAAACAAAAGGUUACCAGCUCAAAUUCUAUGCGGUUGUCAUGCUCACCAAAAGACAGGUGAAUACCAUUCCAAACCAAUAUACAUCAGGUGGAGAUUUGGCUGGUAACCUGAUUUGUCAAGCAAGGUUAUUUCACGCUUAAGCAAAUUUUGUACGUAAGCAGCUCCAUGAAAUUGGCCUCUGGCUUUGAAAUCAAGUAAUUCUCCAUGUGUCAUGCUCACAUCAGUCUAAUGUUUUGAAUUAAUUAUCUGUGUUGUACGGUACGUUAUCAUGAGGCAUAAAUAUCUGAAUGAGCAAUUAGUUAAGUAUCAGUGACUGACAGUUGAAGAAGCUCAGUUUAAAAUGAAAUCAGAGUUGUAAGAUUAGAGAUCAAAAACCUUGACAUUUGUCUGGUUUGUAUUUUUGUUAGAAUUAUGGUGGUAUCUACAUGUACAUGAAGUACUUUAUUUUAUUGCCUUUUGUUAAACUGGUAUAGAAUACAUCUGAAAUUUCAGUUCGUGUUGUGCAAGUGUUAAAAUAUAUACUCAGCCCUAAAAGACAGGAAACGUUCGGCCAUUGGUUUUGUUGUUUUUGCAUUGAUGGUGUAA
Acanthaster planci (crown-of-thorns starfish) is the source of this 3968-nucleotide messenger RNA. It is a transcript of the gene atic, whose product is annotated as 5-aminoimidazole-4-carboxamide ribonucleotide formyltransferase/IMP cyclohydrolase. Gene Ontology annotation, cellular component: cytosol. The record is from RefSeq and is a predicted model, not a curated record. Lineage: Eukaryota; Metazoa; Echinodermata; Asteroidea; Valvatida; Acanthasteridae. Gene Ontology annotation, molecular function: IMP cyclohydrolase activity; phosphoribosylaminoimidazolecarboxamide formyltransferase activity. Gene Ontology annotation, biological process: 'de novo' IMP biosynthetic process.